GUCUAAAACUGUACGUCAGGGUAAGGAACUAUCAUCUGUUGGCUUCACGUGGGAUUCCGUCCUGCUAUUUUUUCCUUUGUUUCUCUUCUGAGUUUGCCACGCUUCUCUUUUCUCUUUUUCUCUUUCUCUUUGGUAAGUCCAAAAAGUGUUUCGAAAGUCAUCUGCUCUGCUAAUUUGACUAUAAGUCCCUGAAAAGUGGGUUUAAACGCAAAUACACACACACACACACGAGUAAGGCAUUCACGAUGACGUCCGUGUACAACUUCAAGACGAUCACCGUCGUCCCGUCCUACAAGGACUUCAUGGACAUCGUCCUCUCCAAAACGCAGCGCAAGACCCCCACCAUCGUGCACCGUGGCUAUCACAUCUCGCGUAUUCGCCAGUUCUACAUGCGCAAGGUGAAGUUCACGCAGAAGACCAUCAACGAGAAGCUCACCUACAUCCUGCAGGAGUUCCCCCGCAUGGACGACAUUCACCCCUUCUACGGUGAUUUGAUGCACGUGCUGUACGACCGCGACCACUACAAGGUGGCGCUGGGCCAGGUCGGUGCGGUGCGCCACAUGGUGGACAACAUCGGCCGCGACUACGUCCGUCUGCUCAAGUACGGUGACUCUUUGUACCGCUGCAAGCAGCUGAAGCGUGCCGCGCUGGGCCGCAUGGCGACCGCCUGCAAAAAACUCAACAGCGCCCUGGCCUACCUGGAGAAGGUUCGCCAGCACAUGUCUCGUCUCCCUUCCAUCGACCCCAACGCGCGCACCCUGCUCGUGACUGGCUUCCCGAACGUAGGUAAGUCGAGCUUCAUGAAUAAGGUGACCCGUGCGGAUGUGGAGGUGCAGCCGUAUGCUUUCACCACCAAGUCCCUCUUUGUGGGCCACACCGACUACAAGUACGCCACCUGGCAGGUCAUCGAUACGCCCGGUAUUUUAGACCACUCACUGGAGGAGCGCAACGUGAUUGAGAUGCAGGCCAUCACCGCGCUGGCCCAUCUGCGCGCGUGCAUUCUCUUCUUCAUGGACCUGAGCGGGCAGUGCGGCUACUCCAUCGAGCAGCAGGUCUCCCUCUUCAAGUCGGUCGGCCCCCUCUUCACCGGCAAGCCGGUCGUUGUCGUCUUCAACAAGUGCGAUGUGUGCACCAUUGAUGACGUCUCGCCGGCGGAGCAGGAGCUGAUCAUGGACGCCAUCCAGGAGGCGGACGCGAAAUGGAUUACGACUAGCACGCUGACGGACGUCGGCGUCGGUGACUUGAAGACGGUGGCCUGCGACGUGCUGCUCGCCCACCGCUCCGAGCAGAAGGAGGGCUCUGGCCGCUACCAGGCCAUCCAGAACCGCCUUUACUGCGCCACCCCGCAGCAGCGGGACGAGCUGGAGCGGCUGCCCUACGUGCCGGCGUCAGUGCUGCAUGAGCGCGCCACCGGCGAGCCGCCGAAGCAGCGCCGCAAGACGGAGCGCGAUUACGAGUGGGAGAACGGCGGUCCCGGCCAGUACCAGACCAACGAACGCAAGACGUGGGACCUCGAGGACCCGUCGUGGGUGGAUGAUGUCAUUCCCCAAAUCAUGGAUGGCCACAACAUCUACGACAACAUCGACCCCGACAUCCACCAGCGCCUGAUGGAGCUGGAGGCGGAGGAGGAGGCGCGGCUGGAGGAGCUGGAGCUGGAGGCGUCGCGCAAGCCCGCCACGCACACCCUCGACGACGACACCCUUGAGGCAGUCAAGUUCAUCAAGGACAAGGUAAAGGUGCUGAAGAUGGAGCGCGCGAUGAAGAAUCCGGCGAUUCGCCGCACGCACAGCCAGGCCGCUGCCAUCGACAGGUUCAACAAGCGCACAGGUAGCCAGGACACCCGCUCCAAGUCCAUCGCGGACGGCAGCGGCGAGGUGGCCACGACGCGCAAGCGUGGCCGCUCCAUGUCCGUCGCCCAGGAGGCGCUCCUCCGCGACCGCUCUGGCUCGGCCCACGUUAGUACCAAAUCCACGCGUAGCAUCAGCGCGAGCUCCGCCAAUCGCGAGCGCAGCCUUAGCGUCAACCGCGGUGAUGGCUUCCGCGACGUGAACGAGAAGCUGCGCGCUGUGAAGCUGAGCAAGGUGAAGCUGCGGCCGCUUGCCCGGCAGGCUCGCAAGGGCGAGGGCGACCACCACAUACCGAACCUGCGCCCGAAGCACUUGUUUACGGGCAAGGUGAAGAGCAAUGGUGCUCGUAACCGGCGUUAA
This is a messenger RNA of Leptomonas pyrrhocoris, 2207 nucleotides long. RefSeq names its product putative nucleolar GTP-binding protein. Bases 246 to 2207 code for a protein of 653 amino acids. Gene Ontology annotation, biological process: ribosomal large subunit biogenesis. Gene Ontology annotation, cellular component: nucleolus. Gene Ontology annotation, molecular function: GTP binding; GTPase activity; RNA binding. Lineage: Eukaryota; Euglenozoa; Kinetoplastea; Trypanosomatida; Trypanosomatidae. The record is from RefSeq and is a predicted model, not a curated record. The transcript has a single exon.